Messenger RNA from Cebus imitator (Panamanian white-faced capuchin), 1879 nucleotides. It is a transcript of the gene CBX3, whose product is annotated as chromobox 3. NCBI's taxonomy places the organism in Eukaryota, Metazoa, Chordata, Mammalia, Primates, Cebidae. The transcript is spliced from 6 exons. Gene Ontology annotation, molecular function: chromatin binding. Gene Ontology annotation, biological process: chromatin organization; negative regulation of transcription by RNA polymerase II. The record is from RefSeq and is a predicted model, not a curated record. Gene Ontology annotation, cellular component: nucleus; pericentric heterochromatin. Bases 180 to 731 code for a protein of 183 amino acids.
CCCGGCGUGGGCGGUGCCACCCCUCCCCCCCGGCAGCCCCGCGCGCAGCUCCCUGCUCCCUCCCCCCUUGGAUGUGGCUGGAGCUGCAGGCGCGCCGGGCCGAAGACGCCGCAGACCCGCGACCCGGAGCAGCUCGGAGGCGGUGAAGUCGUAAUAGCUCUUCAAGUCUGCAGUAAAAAAUGGCCUCCAAUAAAACUACAUUGCAAAAAAUGGGAAAGAAACAGAAUGGAAAGAGUAAAAAAGUUGAAGAGGCAGAGCCUGAAGAAUUUGUGGUGGAAAAAGUACUAGAUCGACGGGUAGUAAAUGGGAAAGUGGAGUAUUUCCUGAAGUGGAAGGGAUUUACAGAUGCUGACAAUACUUGGGAACCUGAAGAAAAUUUAGAUUGUCCAGAGUUGAUUGAAGCAUUUCUUAAUUCUCAAAAAGCUGGCAAAGAAAAAGAUGGUACAAAAAGAAAAUCUUUGUCUGACAGUGAAUCUGAUGACAGCAAAUCAAAGAAGAAAAGAGAUGCUGCUGACAAACCAAGAGGAUUUGCCAGAGGUCUUGAUCCUGAAAGAAUAAUUGGUGCCACAGACAGCAGUGGAGAAUUGAUGUUUCUCAUGAAAUGGAAAGAUUCAGAUGAGGCAGACUUGGUGCUGGCGAAAGAGGCAAAUAUGAAGUGUCCUCAAAUUGUAAUUGCUUUUUAUGAAGAAAGACUAACUUGGCAUUCUUGUCCAGAAGAUGAAGCUCAAUAAUUGUUCACUUUUUUUUUUAUAUAUAUUUAUAUAUAUAUAUAAAAUUUGGGUCUUGUUUUUGGUUUAUUAGUGUGACGAAAUAACUACAUCCAAUGAAAAUCAAGUUUGAUAGGUUCGUUUUUGAAGGUAGUGUUGGAAGAGUUGUUGGGUUUUUUUUUUUUUUGGCAUCCAUAGCACUGGUUACUUAGAACAAAUAAAUAAGAGCUUUCUGUAAUUGCUUCCUUGAUCAGAAAAGAACAUUUGAUACCAUGGUAUAUUAUUUCCUCUGCAUUAAAGAACAGCUUUUCUAAAUGUUAGGGAAAACGUCCAUAGUCAUUACUCAAUCAAAACUUGUGUUCUCAUAAGCCUAAGGACCAUUCUGGGUUUUUUUAUGUGUUUUUUUGUGUAUGUAUACAUAAAAUGCAUAUGUAAUUUUUUUUUGUUUUGUUUUUAAACAAACAUUCACCAAAAAGUCACAAGUAAGCCCAUGUUUCUGAGAUGCCGUUAUUCUGAGCAAAAUAAGAGCUAAUCACUUCAAGUUAAAUUGAAAUUUUUCCUGAAGCCAUACAUUUCAAGUAUGUAAAGAAAUAAGUGAUUAUAAUUAAUAGGACAAUUUAAAUUGGAUAAUUUUAAAGCAUCUAUAUCUAUAAAUGCAGUUUUUUGUUGGCAGAAUUCCUGAAAGGAAAACUUACCACUAACAUUACAGGAGGUUUACCCAUCCGUAUGAGGAAACUAGACAAGUGCUAGUGUGCUUUAAUUAGCUAAACAAAACUAAGUUAAAUGAACAUUUAAAAAUCUGCUAGAAGGCCAUUCCUUAACAAACUGUUGAAAUUCCUGUUGCUACAUUGACUGAAAGGUCAUGAUUCAUGGAACAUCUAAGACUUGGUUCAUAGAAACCUAAUCAGAGAUGUUGGCGGUUUAUGACCUGCUGACAUAAAUGUAUGAACAACCUUUUGUAAUCUAACCUAUUGACCUGCAUGUUUUUUCUUUACUCCAACUCAUUCCUUACAUGUAGGCUCAGUCUUUCAGUUACUCGCUUUACUGGUUCAACAAAAGCCAGGAAAAACAACUUUGUAGUAAUCAGAAUGUUAUCCAACUGUAUAUUGUUUACUUUAUUGUAAAUACUGGUGAACAGUGGUUAAUAAAUAGUUUUAUAUUCCUUUAUGCAA